Messenger RNA from Triticum urartu, 2034 nucleotides. The record is from RefSeq and is a predicted model, not a curated record. NCBI's taxonomy places the organism in Eukaryota, Viridiplantae, Streptophyta, Magnoliopsida, Poales, Poaceae.
GCUUUUAAAGCUAAACUAACUCCAUUACUCCUUGCUUUGGAGUAGUCGCAAAGCGAGUCUUGUCCCGAGAACACACACAGAACCUGAAUCACGCAGAUGUCCGCUUGAUUGACUGCUCCUCCCAUUUCCGUCCGUGCGCGAGCGCGAUCUUGGGCGCUUCCGCUCUGCCUCUCCUGGAAAUUCUCCGUUCUCGCGGUUCUCCAUAUCCCUGGCCAAAGGUGCUGCUUGUGUGAUCCAGCUUUGGGGGAGUUCUUGGAUUCCUGGCAUUGUGCUCUCGUGGACCCAGAGCUCCACAAGAUUGUUGAAAUAGUUUGCCAAUCUAGAGAGAGAGAGAUAUCCUACUUUAAUUGGUUUCUUGGCCUUGGCAAUGCCAUGAGCAAGGGGAACACCAAGACCUAGAUCUUUACAGCUUUAUAGCUCAGGGAUCUUGUCACUUCGUGCUUCUUCGUUCUGAUCUGUGGUGAUUGGAUUGGAGACAAGGAGAAGACAGAGAGGGGAUUCAGGUUACUCUCAGUUGUGUGAAGAUGAAGUAUAUGAAGCUUGGAGCAAAGCCAGAUGUCUUUCAGACAGAGGGGAAUAUCAGGUUUGUGGCAACUGAACUGGCGACGGAUAUUGUUAUCACUGUAGGAGAUGUCAAGUUUUAUCUUCAUAAGUUCCCACUUUUGUCCAAGAGUUCCCGUCUGCAAACAUUGGUUGCCUCCACGGACGAGGAAGGCAACGAUGAAGUAGACAUUUCUGACAUCCCCGGUGGACCUUCAGCAUUUGAAAUCUGUGCAAAGUUCUGCUAUGGUAUGACCGUCACGCUGAACGCGUACAACGUCCUCGCGGCCCGCUGCGCGGCCGAGUUUCUCGAAAUGUUCGAGACGAUCGACAAAGGGAACCUCAUCUACAAGAUUGAUGUGUUCCUCUCCUCCAGCAUAUUCCGCACCUGGAAGGACUCGAUCAUCGUGCUGCAGACAACAAGGUCGCUCCUUCCCUGGUCAGAGAACCUGAAGGUGAUCAACCACUGUGUGGACUCCAUCGCGGCCAAGGCUUCCAUCGACCCCUCGGAGGUCGACUGGUCGUACACCUACAACCGGAAGAAGCUGCCGUCGGAGAGCGACCCCGACUCGCACUGGAACGGCGUGAGGAAGCAGCUGACGGUGCCCAGGGACUGGUGGGUGGAGGACAUCUGCGACCUCGAGAUGGGCUUGUACAAGAAGGUGAUCCUGGCCAUCAAGGCCAAGGGGAGAACCGCCGGCGAGGUGGUCGGAGAAGCGCUGCGAGCCUACGCGUACCGAAGGCUGUUCAGCACCUUGGACAGUGCUGCGAGCAACGGGCUUGACUGCACACGGCACCGUGCGGCUCUUGAGACCAUCAUUUCUCUGCUGCCACCUGAGAGAGGCUCCGUCUCCUGCGGCUUCCUGCUCAAGCUGGUGAGAGCGGCGUGCUUACUGGGGUCAGACGAGACCUUGCGCGGCGACCUGGUAAAGAGGAUCGGCUCGCAGCUGGACAGAGCUUCCGUCUCUGAUCUUCUGAUACCCGCGAGCUCCGACGAGAAUGCUCUCUACAAUGUUGACCUGGUGUCCUCGAUACUGGAGGAGUUCAUGGUGCAGCGCAACGGCGAUGAUGAAGCAUUGGAGGACGGUGAGAGCUACCCGGCCUCUUUGGUCUCUGGCGGCGACUCGGAGCUCGCGUUGGUGAGGCUGGUCGACGGGUAUCUAGCCGAGAUCGCCAAAGACCCCAAUCUCCCUCUCCAAAAGUUCAUCGCCAUCGCUGAAAUGGCGCCCCUCGCGGCUCGGCCGACCCACGAUGGGCUCUACCGCGCCAUUGACAUGUAUCUCAAGGAGCAUCCGAGCCUGACGAAGAGUGAGAAGAAGAGGCUGUGCGGGCUCAUGGACUGCAAGAAGCUGACCGCCGAGGCGAGCUCCCACGCCGUGCAGAACGAGCGCCUCCCUCUGCGCUUGGUCGUGCAGGUCCUCUUCUUCGAGCAGCUCCGAGCAUCGGCCUCCGCCGAGGCGGCAGCGUCUGAUCACCACCCGUCCUCCGCCCUGC